UUGUAUCUAUAGUUUCAAGCAAAAUGAAUAUUCACAAAAAAUACCUACAAUGUUUGUUCUUCCUUAUUAUUAUUCUAACCAUUUGUGGAUUUUCUUUAGCAAAUAAAACAAACCCCGCCUCAAAAAACCUCAACUUUAGUAAAUUCUUGAAUUCAAUUUAUGAAUGGAGAAUUCAACAGAAGAAAAACUUUGGAGAUUCCAAUAAUAAUAAUCUAAAAAUUGGAGCCCCUACUGUGUUAGCUGGAAUUUUUUGUUUUAUUGCAGCCUCUAUUUCUAGUGCUGGUGGAAUUGGAGGUGGUGGAUUAUAUGUACCAAUUUUAAUAAUUGUUGCUGGUGUUGAUCUCAAAACAGCCUCAAGUUUCUCUGCUUUUAUGGUAACCGGAGGCUCGAUAGCCAAUGUUGUUUGUAGCAUGUUCUUACCAAGUGCCAAACAUGGUGGAAAAAUAUUGGUUGAUUUUGACAUAGCUUUACUCUCACAACCAUGUAUUUUAUUGGGAGUUAGUAUUGGAGUAAUUUGCAAUCUUGUUUUCCCAGAAUGGCUUAUUACUAUUCUAUUUGCAAUAUUUCUUGCUUGGUGCACUUUCAAGACAUUUAAAUCAGGAAUUUAUUAUUGGAAAAUUGAAUCUGAAGAAGUUAUGAGGAAAAAAGAGAAUAUUGAGGAAAUUGAGGGACCUUUAUUGCAAAAAGAAGAAAAAGGAAUAAAAAAUAUUCCAUGGAUGAAAAUGGGAGUAUUAAUAAUAAUUUGGUUUUCUUUCUUUUCCCUUUAUCUUCUUCGUGGCAAUCGAUAUGGACAAGGAAUAAUUCAUAUGAAGGCAUGUGGAGUAGUAUAUUGGAUCAUCUCAUCAGUUCAAUUUCCUCUAGCAAUAAUUUUUACAUCAUGGAUCUUUUACAACAGAGAAAACCACCAAAAUUUACCUUCCAAGAAACAGGAAAUAACAUGUGAAACAAAGAAUAAUGGACCUUCAAGAAUGUUCAUUUUCCCAUUAAUGGCACUUCUAGCAGGAGUAUUGGGUGGUGUAUUUGGAAUUGGAGGAGGAAUGCUUAUUAGUCCACUUUUAAUUCAAGUGGGAAUAACACCUGAAAUUACGGCAGCAACUUGUUCAUUCAUGGUAUUUUUCUCCUCUACCAUGUCAGCUGUACAAUACUUAUUUCUAGGCAUGGAACAUGUCAAUACUGCCCUCAUUUUUGCAAUCAUUUGUUUAAUUGCUUCACUUAUUGGAUUAGUUGUGGUGCAAAGAGCCAUUGAACACCAUGGGAGAGCAUCACUUAUUGUUUUUUCAGUUGGAAUAGUCAUGGCAUUAAGUACUGUUCUUAUAACAAGUUUUGGAGCUUUUGAUGUUUGGAAGGAUUACACAAGUGGGAAGUACAUGGGGUUCAAACCACCUUGUUAAGAAAUAAUAAGAAAGGGAAAUAUAUCGAGAGUUUGUACUCGUUUGAAGCGUGCUUUGAAUUUUGCAUAUUUUGUGCUAAUUAUUAACGAAGGUCAAUAAUCGAUAUUUGGUGGAUAUAUAUAUUUGGUUGAAUUGUGAACAAGUAUUUUCUGAGUGUAUUUUAUUUUAAAAUGAUA
Messenger RNA from Solanum lycopersicum (tomato), 1567 nucleotides. Its product is annotated as sulfite exporter TauE/SafE family protein 2-like. Lineage: Eukaryota; Viridiplantae; Streptophyta; Magnoliopsida; Solanales; Solanaceae. Gene Ontology annotation, biological process: protein ubiquitination. The record is from RefSeq and is a predicted model, not a curated record. Gene Ontology annotation, cellular component: Cul4A-RING E3 ubiquitin ligase complex; membrane.